AUGGCAAGCCAGCUUCGAAAUGUUCUUAUCUUUGGAGCCACGGGCGUCAUCGGCGAGAUCAUCGUCGAUGCCAUCUUAGCCGCGCCACCCGGUUCUUUCGAUCGCGUUGGCGUUUUCACCUCGCCAUCGACGGCCGAGUCAAAGCCCGCUGUGCUGGACUCAUUGCGUAGCCGGGGUGCAGAGACCUUUGUUGGCAAUAUUGAGAACAGCGACCAUGUCCGGAACGCAUAUCAAGGAUUCGACACCGUUGUUAGCUGUCUCGGUCGCAAUAUGCUUCUGGCACAGAUCCAACUGCUUGACCUGGCGGAAUCCUGCAGUGACGUGAAGCGUUUCUAUCCCUCCGAGUUUGGGACCGACAUCGAAUAUUCCAGCGAUUCAUUCAAGGAGAAGCCACACCAAGCCAAGCUCCGAGUACGGGAAUGGUUCAAGUCGUCUCCUAGACGUCUUGAAUACACGUACUUGGUGACCGGUCCCUAUGCAGACCUUUACCUGGGGAAGUUUAAUCAAGACCCUAGGGCUGGUUCGUUUGACGUUGAGAAAAGACAAGCCGUCCUACUUGGGGACGGCCGGGAUCCCAUCAGCUUGACAACGAUGAAUGAUGUUGGAAAAUUACUUGUUGCUUCUCUCGCUCACCCCGAAGCGUCCCGGAACAAAGCUCUCAAGGUAAAUUCCUUCACCACCACACCGAACGAUAUACUUGCCGAGUUCGAGAGGCAGAUGGGCGCACUGCUGAAUUGGCGGGUGCAGUAUACCAGCCUCGAAACUCUCAGGCUUCUGGAGGACAACGCUUACAAAGACGCAAACCCGCUGGCACCGAUUUAUACGCUACGGAGGAUCUGGACGGAAGGCGGAACAUUAUAUGAGUCAAGGGAUAAUGAGUUGAUUGGGGCGGCCCAAGUAGACACUCUCGAGGUUGCUGUGCAACGCGCUAUCUCUACAGCUGGUGAAGGGUUUCGUAGCGGGGAGCUAUGA
Messenger RNA from Aspergillus versicolor CBS 583.65, 972 nucleotides. RefSeq lists its product as uncharacterized. The transcript is spliced from 3 exons. Bases 1 to 972 code for a protein of 323 amino acids. The record is from RefSeq and is a predicted model, not a curated record. Lineage: Eukaryota; Fungi; Ascomycota; Eurotiomycetes; Eurotiales; Aspergillaceae.